Molecule: messenger RNA, 3173 nt
Organism: Heterocephalus glaber (naked mole-rat)
Lineage: Eukaryota; Metazoa; Chordata; Mammalia; Rodentia; Bathyergidae
Gene: Kcnk4
Product: potassium two pore domain channel subfamily K member 4
Biological process (GO): stabilization of membrane potential; potassium ion transmembrane transport
Cellular component (GO): plasma membrane
Molecular function (GO): potassium ion leak channel activity; outward rectifier potassium channel activity
Source: RefSeq, a predicted model, not a curated record
CCAGUAUAAAAAACCAAAAAAACCCAAAACAAAAAAACUUUUUUUUUUUUUUAAUAAAAGAGAAGGAAUCUCCCUAUGUUGCCCAUGUUGGUCCUGGGCUGGCUUCAAGCAGUCCCCCUGCCUUACCCUCAGCACAUGUAGCUGGGACUACAGGCCUACUGUGCCUGACCCAAAGUCUACCUGCCCUGGUUCUCGGGUUAACUCAGUGAUAGAGCUCUUGCCUGAUGUGCACAAGAUCCUAGGUUCCAUCCCCUGCACUCGGGGGAAAAAAAUCACCUCUUCUAUGAAGUCUUUCAUCUCGUGCAGCACACUGUGACCCCUCUUCCUGGGCCCCAUGGCACUGUGAUUAUGUGGCUCUUAGGCAUUUUAACCUGAGCAUAUUGGGCUUUGGAAAGGCUUGGUUUUCUUGUCAAUAUCUCUAACCUGGCCUUUAGGUACCAGGGGUCACUGAGGGCCUGCAAAGGAGGUGUUGAUGUAGCAGGGAGUAGCCUAGUCUCCUGACGAAGGUGUGAGCUUGCCUAGAUGGGUGCUGUGUCUGCUUUAUUCUGAGGGGCCCUUUCGGUGGCUGCCCCUAAUAGCACAGUCAGUGCCCUAUGCUUCUGUCACCCUGGCAGAUCUGGGAGGUGUUUAUCAUAGCAUCUGAUUCCUACCCACAUCCCUGGGAGUUCCAGCACUGGUCCCUCGAGGAAAUCCUCUGCUUGAGACCAUUCUGGGGACCCAAGGAAAGGUCAUCUGUGAUGCAGAGAACCAGUUUGAGGCUGGACAAUCACUUUUCAUUGAAAGGAAAGUUGCUAACAUUUGUAGGGCAUUUAAUUGUUCGUGAUAGGCUGUGUUUUGAGCAUUUGUAAACACUGACCUCUUAAGUGCCUUGAAUGUUACCUGAAGUGAUAAUUAAUUAUACUUUUUCUUUAAGUGGGAACAGGAAGACCUCAGAGAUUGAGAAUCUACCCAGGCCCUCUACUGGUAGGAGGUGGUAGCUUUAUAGCCCAGGUUAAAAACCUCCUGCCUUGAGGGCUCAAGGACCCCAGGAGGCAAGAGAAGGGUCUUUGGUGAGAUCAGAGGUUGUUAAGUGGGUGAGAGCAGCACGGGUUGGUUUGGAAUGGACCUGGGUCUUGCCUGUUUUGGCAGCAGGGAGAGAAUGCUGGCACCAGUCCGACCUAGACCUCUGAGGCUGAUUCCUAGGCCUGGGGGUGAGGACCAAAGGCUGGGGACACGGGAAGAGGGUCAGGAGGUGCUCCAGCAUUGACUUCCCAGACCCGGUCCCAGCACCCACGGUUGGACAAAUCUAGAUGCCCUGGAGGGAUUCUCUCCACCCCUUUAUCAUCCCGAGGGGCCCCUCCCUCAGUGUGAGCCCAGGGGCCCGGCUGUCCCGGGGGAGGAGAGAUGAGGGCCCUUCCCAGUCCUGUAAUGGGCCUGGACGAUGCCAGGAGAUUAGCGUGGUCCCUGUCGGGAGACGUGGGGCAGCAGAUGCCCAGGCUGGGGCCGUGCCACACAGGGCUCCGGUCAGAGACUAGAAGGUUAGAACCAGCGGCGAUCUGGCUUCGGCUCCUCUUCGACCUGCGGACCCAACGGAGAGACCUGCGGCCUCAGUGACCACUGCUCCCCAGGAGCCUCCUGCCCCCCCUCCACCUUCGGCAGGCAGCAACGGAACUGGCGGAACUGGCCCGGCCCCUGGGCGAGCCAUGCGCAGCACCACCCUACUGGCGCUACUAGCCUUGGUCCUGCUUUACUUGGUGUCGGGUGCCCUGGUGUUCCAGGCCCUGGAGCAGCCCUAUGAGAAGCAGGCCCAGAAGGACUUGGGGGAGGUCCGUGAGAAGUUCCUGAGGGCCCAUCCAUGUGUGAGCCAGCACGAGCUGGGUCUCUUCAUCAAGGAGGUGGCUGAUGCCUUGGGAGGGGGUGCGGAUCCAGAAACCAACUCCACCAGUAUCAGCAACCACUCAGCCUGGAACCUGGGGAGUGCCUUCUUUUUCUCAGGAACCAUCAUCACCACUAUCGGCUAUGGCAACGCAGCCCUGCGCACCGAUGCCGGCCGCCUCUUCUGCAUUUUUUACGCACUGGUAGGGAUUCCGCUGUUUGGGAUCCUGCUGGCAGGGGUUGGGGAUCGGCUGGGCUCUUCCCUGCGCCGUGGGAUUGGUCACAUCGAAGCAAUCUUCCUGAAGUGGCAUGUGCCACCGGAGCUGGUGCGAGUGCUGUCGGCAAUGCUCUUCCUGCUGAUUGGCUGCCUGCUCUUUGUCCUCACGCCCACAUUUGUGUUCUGCUAUAUGGAGGACUGGAGCAAGCUGGAGGCCAUCUACUUUGUCAUUGUGACACUCACCACCGUGGGCUUCGGCGACUAUGUGGCUGGGGCUGACCCCAAGCAGGAGUCUCCAGCCUACCAGCCGCUGGUGUGGUUCUGGAUCCUGCUUGGCCUGGCCUACUUCGCCUCAGUGCUCACCACCAUCGGGAACUGGUUGAGAGCUGUGUCUCGCCGCACACGGGCAGAGAUGGGCGGCCUCACGGCGCAGGCUGCCAGCUGGACCGGCACAGUGACAGCGCGGGUGACCCAGAGAGCGGUAUCCACCGCACCUCCGCCAGAGAAGGAGCGGCCACCUCUGCCUCCCCCACCUUGUCCAGAGCAGCCAGUCAGCCUGCCCCAGUGCCCCCCACCACCGGAGAGGGUUGACACGCCUUCCCCGCCUACAGCCUCUGCCCUCGAUUACCCGGGCGAGAACCUGGCCUUUAUAGAUGAGUCCUCAGACACGCAGAGCGAGCGCGGCUGCGGCCUGCCUCGAGCACCGAGGGGUCGCCGCCGUCCCAACCCCCCCAGGAAGCCUGCGCGGCCCCGGGGUCCAGGGCGUCCCCGAGACAAAGGCCUGCUGAUGUAAGGCAGGACUCCCCAGCGGGGGCGCUCAAAGGAUUUUGCUCCUGCUGUCUCCCUGGCACGCUUGGCUUGUUUGACCAAAGAGCCCUCUUUUGACGCUCAACUGAGGCCUAGGCAGAAGGCUUAGGGUCACCUACCCGCCACCUCCGGCCCCUGGCCCCUUCCUAACUUCCGCCCAUUCUGUCGCGAUGCCCUAGCGGGGCCUGUUCCUCACACCUCACUACUGUGCCUCAAAAUCUGCAUCAAUAAAUGAAAACACUGCACCUCUGCGGGCGUGCACGCUCCGGGACGCAAGCGGGUGUGGGAGUGCGUC